Molecule: messenger RNA, 9406 nt
Organism: Hyla sarda
Lineage: Eukaryota; Metazoa; Chordata; Amphibia; Anura; Hylidae
Gene: TRANK1
Product: tetratricopeptide repeat and ankyrin repeat containing 1
Exons: 24
Coding region: 89-8800 (2903 amino acids)
Molecular function (GO): protein binding
Source: RefSeq, a predicted model, not a curated record
GUCAGGACUUACGUCGUGCAUUAGUUCCCGCCAAUUUCUCACGUAGACGAAAUAGUCUCGGCUCCUGAAAACAUAGUUAAAGAAAGUAAUGGCUCAAAAAGGAGGGCACGAUCUACGCGAGCGGGUGGACUUCCUCUGCAGGAUGGAUCCUUAUGCAUAUUCUGACUACUUAAAAAAUACAGGAAAUGAUUUUUACAAGGCUGGCCGUUAUAUCCAAGCUGUUGAGGUAUAUGAGCAUGCUAUACAUGUUUUGGCAGAUACUGCUGUGUGUAGUAAUGUUGAAAAAGAAAUGGCCGUGCUUUGGAAUAAUCGUGCCAAUGCCUUAUUCAAACUUCAAAGAUGGAAAGAUGCGUUUUCAUCUGCAAAUAUAAGUAUUAAUGUUUGCCCAUUUUAUACUAAGGCUUACUACCGUUCUGGUCUUUCAGCUCUGAAGUUAAAUGAUGUAUCUAUGGCUUUGAGUAUAUUGGUAACUGGCCUUCAAAUGCUUGAUCGGAAAUUGGAGAGCAAAGCUAUUGUAGAUUUUCUAUAUGGAAUCUUUUUGAGUUUGGAAGUUGCUGGAAGAAGCUCCUCCUUCAUAAUUACUUUUGAUAACGUUUUGAGAGAGCAAUACCCAAAGCAGAUCUGGCAGCCACUAAUAGUGAGACUUAUAAAAGAAAACAUGUACCAGUCCUGCAUCCUUUUGAUGAAACGUCGAAACAAACUGCCCGCAUACAUUAAUGACUUGAAAGUGCCACUAGGGGGCAUCUUUAAGACAUUUGUGAGCUCUGCUCCUUGCCAAGAUAUAUGUCUUAUCAGUGAGCUUGUCACUUGGCUUAUAACUAUGGGUGCUGAUGUGGAAACCAUUGGAGAACAUCCCCUUCAUUCAGUUAUACAACUCUGCAUAAAAACAGCCAACAACAGCCUUUUCAAACUUGUUGUUAAGAUGAACCCAGAUAUGAAGAAAUGCAUCAACAAGCAAGACAGAGAUGGUAACACAGUUCUGCAUCUGGUAGCAUCUAUUCCAGCCAAUUCACAUGGAUAUACUGUUAAGUGUCAAACACAAGAUGUUAAGAUGCUUCUGGAUUUCGGCAUGGACCCAUGUAUCAUUAACCAACUGGGGAGGGAUGCUGCAUCUUUGCUGAAACAGAAUAAAAACUUCAAAGCAGAGGAUAUAAUAAAAAAACAUUUGGCAAGCCUACAUCCCACUGCAGUUCCAUCAGCCAGCUUAACUGAGGUGUGCAGUUUUGCUGAAGAUAAGACUGAUUUACUUGCUUGUGCACUGGGCCAGUUCGUAGACUUCUGCAAGCAAAAGCAUAAAGUGAAAAAACUUUGUGUGCACAAACCUGUCCGAAACUUUCUGCAUAUUCUGUCAUCUUUGAAAGAGCUCCCAUCUAACAUAAGAUGUGACAUUCCAGACUCUGUUGCUGAACGCCUCAUCACACAGUUAACACAGGAACAAAGGUGGCAAGAAAUUUUACUUUUGCUGACUAGAGAUGCUAAUGGGGAAUCUGAACAAGAAGGUUUGAUUCAACGAUGUUCUCUUCCUAAUAUUAACAUUUUCCAAGUAAUAAACAAUCUCGAUCCAAAAAUGAUGUUUCGUUUGCCGCUGAUCAAGUUAUUCUUAGGACAAAGAGUUUCUCCAAAUGGCAUUGGGGCCAACUCACAACACCCAAUUCAAGUAUGCUUAAAGAAAAGUGAUUUUGCAUUAGCUUAUAUAUUGCUCUCCAGCGGUGGAGAUCCAACGAGCAUAUCGAUCAAAGUAGGGGACACACCUCUGCAUGCUGCAGUUUCUAUUGCUUUAAAUAACAAAGAUGAUAAUGGUGUGUCCAUGGCAAAAUACCUUUUGGACUUGUAUUCUUCUGAACCACAAAAGUACUGUUAUCUGGAACCCAACAUCCAAGACCAACAUGGAGACACAGUCAUGCAUUUGGUUUUUCAGAGCAAUAAUGCCAAACAGUAUCGUAAAAUAAUGGAUGUGCUUGCAAAAUAUGACUUAAAGUUAACAAUACAAAACAACGAGGGAAAAAAUGCAAAACACAGGAUAAAGAAAAAUGAUCCACACAACAUUGCGUGGGAGGAAUCUAGGCAGAAAUACAAGCAACAUCAGCCAUCCUGUGUUUCAAAGUCUAAUAAGGCAGUGACAAAUGGAAAUAUUACACAUAGAAAGACCAAUGCAAAGGCUUAUUUUAUUGCUGAGUCUGUGGUUGCUGAUGAUCGCAAAACUCAAGUCAAAGAAGAUGAACCACCAGAUCAAACUGCAGUGAACACAAAGAAAAUAAUGAGUACAAAAGAAAGCAUUUCGCAAAUCAUAAUGAAAUUGAUAAUGAAAUGUACAGAACCAAACAAAGCACAGCCACUCUUUGAUAGUUUGAGGUCACAGACCAUUGUUCAAACCAACAACGCUGAUACCAAUGAGUUACCUGUGGUCUAUGAUAAUGAAGUUACAGAAAAUCUAAAUCCGUUAUCUAAUGGCUGCCUAAUGGAAAAUAAUGAAUGUGCUCCAAACGGUUUUACAGUGCCUGACAAUAUUGAAGAUGAUGUUGAGCCACUGGAAGACAUUGAUCUUUCAAGGAUAGAUUUCAAUAACAUGACCUGGGAAGUUGAGUGUUCACCUGAAGUCCUGAAGAAAUUGGGAUGCAAGUCCGUGGCACAGUAUAUGAAAAAAAAAAUUAUUGUCUCCAUACAAAAGCUAGGAAAUGGUGAAUGGACACGUAGUCUUCGAAAACAGCUAAAACUAAACAGUAAUAUUAAGCUUUAUGAAGUUAAGCUAGAUAAAGGAGCCAGGAUGUUGUGGGAACUCGCAAUUGAUUUUUCACCUCGGUGUAGUGAAGAGCCAGAAAAAAUUCUCUCUGAGUUGUCAUCAGUAAAAACAGGCAAGGUUUACACAGAAAUUAUACGGAUAUGGGACAUUGUUUUUGACCAUUGCAAGCUCAAUCAUGCCAUUCAAAGCAUAUGCACUGCUUACGAUAGAGGCUUAAACUGUAUACUUAGAAAAAAACUAAAGGGCAUAACAAAGAUUACUGUGCCCUCAAAUUCACAAAAGAGAAUUCCACAAUAUUUUAUGGAAGAUAUUGAUUUUGAAUUCAAUAUGGAACAUAUUGUUCCAGACUACUUCCCCCCUGCUAGUAUUGCAGACACAGAAUAUAAUAUUAUGAAGUUUCACAGCUUCAGCACAGACAUGGCACUUAAUGUUUUGAGUAACAUGAACUCCAGAGUUGAGUAUCCCUUCAGAGUUGGUGAGAUGGAGUAUGCAGUAAUUGAUCUAAAUCCCAAACCCAUGGAAGCCAUCAUACUAAUUGGUAGAAGUGGUACAGGCAAGACAACUUGUUGUUUUUAUCGACUCUGGAAGAAGUUUCAUUCUUACUGGGCUCAGGCUGCUACAAUUGGCCCAUGGUUAGUAAAACAGACCUGGAAAAGGCGAAAAUAUAGUGAAAAUAUUGACAUUGGUGACUCAGGUGACGAUGAGGACUCUGAAACAGAAUUGUCUGAUAAUACAGAUGAAGAACAGACAUCAACAGAAGCAGAAUGCACGGAUGCGGAAAUCAAAGCAACAGACAAUGACAUGGAAAAUCUUGCUGAGUAUGAACAUUAUCAUCCAGUUUUUAUUACCAAAAAUCAAGUGCUGUGUCAAGAGGUACAAAGAAAUUUUAUUGAGUUAAGCAAAUCUACAAAGGCAACAUGCAAUUACAAACCAGUUGAGCCUAAUGUUUAUAGAUUGCAAGAUAUCCAAGAUGAGAGCUAUCCUUUGUUCAUAACUUCCCAGCAGCUGCUAAUACUUCUAGAUGCUUCUAUGCCUGAUCCAUUCUUCCCUAGGAAUGAAGAUGGUAGCCUCAAAAGGAAUAUUUCUGGAUGGUCUUCUUUGGAUAACAUUGAUGUAUUAGACCUGCUUAAUGAGGAUUAUGAGUUUGAGCCUGAACCUGAAAACGAGGAAGAAGAAAAUGACGGUGAACAAAAAGAGUCAGAUCCUCGUGUUUUUGUGACCUUUGAGGUAUUUGCGAGGGCUUUGUGGCCUAAGAUGGUAAAAGGAAAGUCUCUGUACAAUGCUGCACUUGUUUGGAAAGAGAUCAAGUCCUUUUUGAAAGGAUCAUUUGAAGCAUUAAGCUGCUGUAAAGGCAAACUAACUGAAGAGGAGUACAUUAAACUUGGAAAGAAAAGGGCACCUAACUUUCAAGGGGAUCGGAAGGAAAUCUAUCGCCUUUUUUGCUUGUAUGAACAAAUGAAAACUCAGUUUGGGUACUUCGAUGAAGAAGAUGUCCUGUAUAACUUAUCUUGCAGACUAUCAACACUUGACGAGUUUCCAUGGUCUAUCCAUGAACUUUAUGGAGAUGAAAUUCAAGACUUUACUCAGGCAGAGCUGUUUUUGCUUAUGCGAUGCAUUAAUGAUCCCAAUUCCAUGUUUCUUACUGGAGACACAGCGCAAAGCAUAAUGAAAGGGGUUUCAUUUCGUUUCAGUGAUCUUAGAUCCUUAUUCUACUAUGCAAAUAAAUACUGCUCAGGUAGCAAGAAGAAUUGCAUUGUCCGCAAACCAAAACAGGUGUACAAAUUAAUCCAGAACUAUAGAUCUCACUCGGGCAUUCUCCAUUUGGCAUCUGGAGUUGUAGACCUGCUGCAGUACUUUUUCCCUGAGUCAUUUGACAGGUUACCACGUGACUCUGGUUUGUUUGAUGGCCCCAAACCGACUGUUCUUGAUUCAUGUUGUGUUAGUGACCUGGCAAUAUUGUUGCGCGGUAACAAAAGGAAAACUCAACCGAUUGAAUUUGGAGCACAUCAGGUUAUUUUGGUAGUGAAUGAAAAGGCCAAAGAAAAUAUCCCAGAAGAAUUGAGUCUUGCCCUGGUUUUGACUAUUUACGAGGCAAAAGGCUUGGAGUUUGAUGAUGUUCUUCUGUACAAUUUCUUCACUGACUCUGAGGCUUCCAAAGAGUGGAAAAUAAUUUCUAGUUUCAAUCCGGUAACGGUUAAAAAACAGGGGAAUCAGCCUCUUAUAGAAGUUCCUUUUGAGAGUACUUGUAAUGCUGCUCAUAGACCAUUUGAUCUGGAUCCAGAAAUGCACAAGAUGCUAAAUGGAGAAAUGAAACAACUUUACACUGCUAUAACCAGAGCCAGAGUAAACCUAUGGAUAUUUGAUGAAAACCAUGAGAAGCGCGCACCUGCAUUUGAGUACUUUAUGAAAGGAAGUUUUGUUCAGGUGGUACAGACAGAUAAAAACAACGAUCUUGAUGACAACAUGUUUGUGAAAACAUCAAGUAAAGAGGAAUGGAUUGCUCGAGGGGAUUAUUAUGCUAGUCACCAGUGUUGGAAGGUUGCUGCAAAGUGUUACCAAAAAGGUGGUGCAGUAGAAAAAGAAAAGGUUUCAUUUGCCAAUGGUGAAGUAUUAAGUCUGCAAACAAGAAAAGCCAAUGCAAAAGUAAAACCAUUGGAAUACUUACAGCUGGCUAAGACUUAUCUGGAAUGUCAAGAACCAAAACUAGCACUUAAAUGCCUAAUGAAGGCCAAGGAAUUUAAGCUCUGUGCUGAACUUUGCAAGCAAAUGAAAAAGACCAAAGAUGCUGCUAUCUUCUGCAAAAAAGCACAGGACAAUAAAGCUGCUGCUCAACUGUUUGAACAGGCUGGAGAAGUUGAAUUAGCACUAAACUUAUAUUACCAUGAAAAGAUGUAUGAAGAAGCUGCUGAAACUAUAGAGAGGUAUCGACAGAAGCACCCUAAUAUACAAUUACCAUUCAGGGAGAGACAAUUCUAUUUGGAGGCUGCUGCUGAUUACUUCAAACAAAAAAAACUAAGAAAAAUGAAAGAAAUGCUUUUAAAACUUGAUGUUGACGAUCAAUUGGUUUUCCUUAAGAAUCGAAAAUGUUGGAUAGAGGCAGCUGACUUGCUUAAGAAUAAAAAUAGAAGUGAAGAAGCAGCAGCUCUGCUGAGAGAACAUGGCAUGCUCUUAGAAGCAGCAGACCUGACAACAUGUAAAAAAUUUCGAGCAAUAUGCCUACUAGCAGCAGCACGUCACAGUAUGACUAAUGCGAAUGACAAUGACCCUGGCAAGGUUCUCUCAGAUGCACUGCAACUUUUAGGUGAAACCAACCAAAAUGCUGAGGCUGCAGAAGCCAUGCUACUUCAAGGAGUCCUGGAAAGAGAUUUAAAAAAAAUCAAAAGAUCAUUCUUUAAUUUUAAGAACUCUUGCCAUCAUGCUGGUGUUGUGGAGGCACUGUACCAAGCUUCAGUUUGUGAUGAAUCCAAUUCAUUAAUGGUGACUUUGGCAUCUGAUGGUCUAGAGUCCCUGAUAACAUUGAUAAAAGCUCUUAAGGAAACUAAAAACAAUGCAGAUAGGGAGACAGUUAAAACCUGUUUAGAAUUCUAUGGUCUUGAACAAAUUAAUGAGCAAAAUUGCCUCAUCCUUCAACAUGAGGGUCCCAGGUUUUCUUUUAUACAAACAGAGGAAGAUCAGAGAGCAGUAGAGAUCAAAGAUGUGAAAUUGCUGCUGCAAAAACAUUUUCUGAAGUGGUUGCUUGAGAUUUCUGGAAAGACUGUUGUGAAUGCUUACCAAGAUAUAUGUUCUCGCUACAUUGUGGGACUAGAAUGUACAGAUGACAAAUGUCAAGACUUGCAUCAGCCUUUACAACACUUUGAAUUAAGAAACAUCUUGAAGUCUAAAAUAAAAUUGAUAACAAUUUGCGGAUUGUUACUUGAAGCAAAAAAACUCUCAAAUGAAUAUUCUGAAAAGUUUAAUGAAAUUGUAAAUCCUUAUGGCUUCAACUGUUGCAAUUCCCUUUUUAACUUAGUUUUUUCUAAACAUUUUCAUCUCCGGAUCCUUUCUGAAAACUCAAAAAUGUGCAGAGAAGUUCUUCUCAAAUUUCCUGCGCCAGGGAAGACUAUGCUUAAUAAAUUUGUUGAAUCACUUUUGGGAGAAGAUAAGAAACAUAGAAGGGAGUCUACCGAUCUUUGGCUAAAAAUAAUGCAAAUCUGUAGCAUUAUAUCCAGGUAUCCAGAGGGUCUACAACGUUUCCUUGAAGAAGAAGAGAGACAAUUUGAGAAGGAUUAUGUUAUCCAGAAAAUGAAUGAAUCACGUGGAGAGGGAAGCUGGAGAAAAUAUCUAGAGGGCAGAUAUGGUAUGCUGAAGCCUGACACAAUGAGUGACUCACCAAAGAUGACCCACAUCCAUUUCUUUCGCCUUCUACAAAACUCAUUACAGCAGCUGUAUCACAAUAAGAACCCGGACAGUUGUAAGAGAUAUUUUUUCAGGUUUAUGAAUUUGCUGGUCAAGAAAUGUGUUCUGCCAUUGAUUCCAAACAUCGGAAACACCAUUAUGUUGCUUGAAUUCCAGUUUAUGCUAUGUUGUGCUGUACUUAUGAGAUUUGACAAGGAAACCAGAGUUGUACUUCCAAAAAGCUACAUUUCCAUUCUCCACUAUUGGGAAUACAUGUUUGGAAAUAAAGUUAUCCUGAAAGAUACAUACUCCAUCUUGUGGGAGUACAAGCCAAAAGAUAUUUCACAACUUACAAAAAACUUUAGACAUCAUAUUUUGUAUCUUGCUAAAGUGCUUUCCGGUCAUGAGAAUGAAGAGUUUAAUGUCCUUGUAGAUGCAUUUAAUGAUGUGGAGUACAUUUGUUCAGGAGAAGCUGAAAGAACUCUGGUAUUUUGGUUAGUGAUGAUGGUAAAUCUUACUGGUGUAAUUUCUGAAUGGGCAAAGCCUAUGCUCACAAAAUAUAUUCCAGAAGUCCAGAGUAAGUUGGAGUCUCUAAAGAAUCAGUUCCCAAUGAAAGUUCCAAGAAGACUUAUUGAUGUUGUCAGAAAGCUUAGCACAACAGAUACAACUGAAGAUCAGGUUUUGUUGCUUCAGGAACUGUUAACAAAUCGUGAUGAUGAACGCCUAGUAGAAUGCUCAUGGAGAUGGGAUAUUGCCUACAGCAGGAGUGGAGGAGUGAGAGGAAUUUUUUUUGAUGACAAAUUCCAAUUUAGAAAACUUUCGUAUGUUCAUCACAGUGUGCAUGAUAUUAAAGUCAGUUCCAUGGUAAAUGAGCAAGAGGACAUUGAAGAAGAAAAAGUUGAUUUAGUGGCAGCUCUUGCAGCUGAUAUACAGAAGCAAAUUGCAGUCCGACAGUUAAAUAUACUAUUCCUUGUUGCAUGCACAUGUAUAAAAUGGAAAAGAGCACACAGACGCAUGCUAGAAUGUCACGUAGAGGAGGAAGAAUCUAUUCCAGAUAAUUUCAAAAUAGCAAAUGUUGACAGAACCCAGUGUGACUUAUGUGGAGUGAAAUUUUUACAAGCUAGAACCCUUACUGGCCAAGGAGAUGAUGAAGACGACCUAGGAGAUAUUUUAAGGCCAACAGUUGAAAUUGAUACUCCUAACCUACAAGUAAUGAAGAAUGAAGAGUAUGAAAAUCAUAUUGUUCUGGAGAAGCACAGAAAGCAAAUAAAUGACUACAACAAAUACCUUCAUUUUUUUAAAGUAGAAGUGGAUUCCACAAUCUGCAAAGGAAAAUCCCUUAUACAAAAAAUGGGACAGACUUCAGGAAACAAAUUAAGAUCAAAAGAAGAAUUUCACUUGCAACAAACUAAAAUAGAGCACAAAAUAAAAAUAAUUGUUGGUUUGAUGGAAGAAAUCUAUGAAAAAAAGACCUGGUCUGAAGCUGAACACUUAAUGAGGGAUGCAGUAAGUGGCUUGACAGAAAUUAUAUCUGAAAGUCUCAAGUUACUGGAAAAGUCUGAACAAACAGCCACAAGAAAAGAAGAUUUAGGAUUUCAAGAGGACUGUGAAAUAGAUUAUGGAGAUUUUGAUGAACUUUGUCCAAAAAAACCAAAACGAGGCAAAAGAAAAAAUAAGAAACGCUGAGUCCUCAAAAUAAAGACAAGCCGCAAACAGCUGGUUGUGUACAAUUGAACCAAAUGUAACACAUGGAUCACUUUUUUCUUAAGUUUGCGUUUAUUAUGUAUUUUCGAAAACAUUGUUCACGUGCAGCAAAGAUGAUGUUACUUUGUUCACCAUGGAGUUAAAAACCUGACUGUCUGUUUAAUAUGCAUCCUAAUUAUUGAAAAGUUAAAAUAAUGUGCAGUAAGAUAUGUACAAUUUCAUAAAUAUAAAAAAUUUUACAUUUUCUAGAUUUUCACUUAUUUACCUAAGUGGAACCUGUCAUAUGGGAAGACAUAAUACCUUGCGUCCGACCGUGUCCCAGAGAGCUUAACUUGAUCCCGCAAUUUACAUUUUUAGCUGUAUAUUAAUGCCCAGCAACUAGUCAUCGGAGUGGGCAGCUUCUAAGAACUAGUCACGGGCUCAUGGAUGCAAUGACGCUUACUGAGACAUGAUAGACAAGCCAGUGAGAGUCCUUUGUCAUCCAUUGCCUUUCCCCAGAGCUGUGAGCAUGCACAUGCAUUGUGUUAGCAUAUUAUGCGAGACAGUUUAAAGGGGUACUCCUGUGAAAAUUUUUUUUUUUUUUUUUUU